AUGGUCAACAAUAUAGGAGUUAAAUUCAAAUCAAUCCCACACCAAUAUCCAGUAAUUGGUGAACAUAUCGAAGUUGUACAUAAUAAGAUCAAUAUUGAUUCUUAUCCUCUAAAGCAAGAUGAACUAUUAGUAAAAAAUCUCUAUAUAUCAUUAGAUCCUUAUAUGCGUGGCAGGAUGAGAUCACCUGAAAUAAAGUCUUAUAUUCAUGCAUUUACUGUUGGCGAAAUUUUGGAGGCUGGUGGUAUUAGUGAAGUGAUUAAGAGUAAUAAUCCAAAAUAUAAAGUUGGUGAUUUAUAUUCUGGAAUGGUUGGAUGGGAAGAAUAUUCCGUGAUCACGGCAAAAAAUGCAAAUCAAAAUGCAAUGUUUACUGAAGGUUUAAAUGCUGCCAAAAGUUCGAAUAUUCCGCUUAGCUAUUUUUUAGGUAUAUUGGGUAUGCCUGGUAUGACAGCUUAUACUGGAUUAUUUAAAAUCGGGCAACCAAAAAAAGACGAAACGAUUUUUGUUUCAACGGCAGCGGGUGCAGUAGGUCAAGUUGUUUGUCAAAUCUCUAAAAUGUUGGGUUUAUGUGUUAUUGUUGAUUUUCUUUUAAAUGAAAUGAAACUGGACGGUGCCUUCAACUAUAAAAAAUAUGAUCUCAAAAAGAAAUUGGAUGAACUGUGUCCAAACGGGAUAGAUAUUUAUUGGGAUAAUGUUGGUGGAGAAACAUUGGAUGUAACACUUCUCCAAUUAAAUAAACAUGCAAGGGUGAUUUCUUGUGGAAUGAUAUCACAAUACAAUGUUGAAGAACCAUAUAGCAUUAAAAAUAUUAUGUGUGUUCUUACAAAAAGCCUUCUUAUUCAAGGCUUUAUUGUAUUUGAUUAUUAUGAUGAAAUGUAUGAAAAGUUUCUAAAAGAAAUGAAUGAAUGGUUGAAAUCUUCCAAAUUGAAGUAUAAAGAAGAUGUUGUUGAAGGAAUUGAAAAGGCGCCUGAAGCUUUUUUGGGACUGUUGAAUGGUAAAAAUUUUGGUAAACUGGUUGUUAAAGUUGAUAAAAAUACAAAAUUGUGA
Molecule: messenger RNA, 1044 nt
Organism: Entrophospora sp. SA101
Lineage: Eukaryota; Fungi; Glomeromycota; Glomeromycetes; Entrophosporales; Entrophosporaceae
Source: the annotation of a GenBank genome assembly